Molecule: messenger RNA, 1656 nt
Organism: Echinops telfairi (small Madagascar hedgehog)
Lineage: Eukaryota; Metazoa; Chordata; Mammalia; Afrosoricida; Tenrecidae
Gene: CHAD
Product: chondroadherin
Exons: 4
Coding region: 231-1310 (359 amino acids)
Cellular component (GO): extracellular matrix
Molecular function (GO): protein binding
Source: RefSeq, a predicted model, not a curated record
AGCUGAGGGAGGAAGGCUGCUCUCUACCCCUUGCCCCCCCAAGGGCCCGGGUGCAUCUCUGGGCAUGAGGGGGUUAAGCCUGGUGGCCCUGAUGCUCCACGUAAGAGCUGGCUCGGGCAGCCGGCUGCGGUCAGGACCGAGGUAUAAGUAGAGUGGGAGACCCAAGGCCAAGGACUUGCCGCCACCCACCGGGUCACCGUCCACUACUGCCCCAGCCCCAGGCUGCAGCUAUGGCCCGUCUGGUGCUCCUGCUCAGCCUUGGUCUCCUGGCCAGCCUGCUGCCGGCGCUGGCCGCCUGCCCCCAAAACUGUCACUGCCACGGAGACCUGCAACAUGUCAUCUGCGACAAGGUGGGGCUGCAGAAGAUCCCCAAGGUGUCGGAGAAGACCAAGCUACUGAACGUACAGCGCAACCACUUCCCCGUGCUGGCCGCCAACUCGUUCCGGGCCAUGCCGAACCUCGUGUCCCUGCACCUGCAGCACUGCCAGGUUCGAGAGGUGGCCGCCGGCGCCUUCCGGGGCCUGAAGCAGCUCAUCUACCUGUACCUGUCCUACAACGACAUCCGGGUGCUGCACGCCGGUGCCUUUGACGACCUGACUGAGCUCACCUACCUCUACCUGGACCACAACAAGGUGACCGAGCUGCCCCGGGGGCUGCUCUCCCCCCUCGUCAACCUCUUCAUCCUGCAGCUCAACAACAACAAGAUCCGAGACAUACGGGCCGGCGCCUUCCAGGGUGCCAAGGACCUGCGCUGGCUCUACCUGUCCGAGAACGCGCUCAGCUCCCUGCAGCCCGGCGCCCUGGACGACGUGGAAAACCUUGCCAAGUUCCACCUGGACCGGAACCAGCUGUCCAGCUACCCCUCCACCGCCCUCAGCAAGCUGCGGGUGGUGGAGGAGCUGAAGCUGUCCCACAACCCCCUGAAGAGCAUCCCGGACCACGCCUUCCAAUCCUUUGGCAGGUACCUGGAGACCCUCUGGCUGGACAACACCGGCCUGGAAAAGUUCUCAGAUGGGGCCUUCCUGGGUGUGACCACGCUGAAACACGCCCAUCUGGAGAACAACCGCCUGAGCCAGCUCCCCACCAGCUUCCCUUUCCACAGCCUGGAGACCCUCACCAUCACCAACAACCCCUGGAAGUGUAGCUGCCAGCUCCAGCGCCUUCGGCGUUGGCUGGAGGCCAAGGCCUCCCGCCCAGAUGCCACCUGCAGCUCACCCUCCAAGUUCAGGGGCCAGCACAUUCGGGACACGGCCGCCUUCCGCAGCUGCAAGUUCCCCACCAAGCGCUCCAAGAAAGCCGGCCGCCACUAAACAGAGCAGUCCACGCCUAGAUGUCCUGGCAGGGAGACCUCGUGCACUCCAGCGCAUACCCAGCUCCCCUCGGACAGUGGCCAGGAGAGGACAUAGCACCUUUCCCAUCCAUUCUUCCUGGGCCCACCAUCAUGGCACCUUGCAGAGAAGCUGUUGCUAAUACCACCACCCAAGUCCCUUGGACCCAGACAGGGUGGGCAUCAGGAUGGCCACCCCUCUGGAACCACCCUGCCCUCUGUCCCUCUCUCCCCACCACUUGGAAACCAAUAUCAGAUCCAUGGCCCCCACUCCCUGCUUGUGUGCCCCCCCCAACCCUGAUUCCUAUCAAGAUAAAUGGAUGUAUGUA